Messenger RNA from Anopheles merus, 3293 nucleotides. It is a transcript of the gene Bx, whose product is annotated as zinc finger protein chinmo. Gene Ontology annotation, biological process: positive regulation of transcription by RNA polymerase II. The record is from RefSeq and is a predicted model, not a curated record. NCBI's taxonomy places the organism in Eukaryota, Metazoa, Arthropoda, Insecta, Diptera, Culicidae. Bases 570 to 1652 code for a protein of 360 amino acids. The transcript has 5 exons. Gene Ontology annotation, molecular function: DNA-binding transcription factor binding; transcription coactivator activity. Gene Ontology annotation, cellular component: nucleus.
GGGAAAUUCCAGAUCCAUCUCGCUUGACACUCGCGCCCAAGCUGCUGCCUGGUUUAGCCCCGCCAGUGUCAGCGAGAGCGAAAGAGAGCGGCGCUUAUCAAGCACGGUUUGAAGGGAAAGAAGCAGGCACAGUGUGUGCCAGUGUGUGCCGUGGACCGGAGUACCGGGCCCGUUUGCCGACGCAGCCAGCGCAAGUUCUGUGCCGAUUGUCGCGCGAACCGGACGUGCCUGCCCCGUUUGAAUAGCCCGGAAGUAGCCGGAAUUUGGAGCGAAGAAGUUCUUGUCGUGUGGUGCGCGAUUAGUGUAAGUGUGCUGGCGUGUGUGGUCCGGUGGUAGCAGUUGCAGUUGCGCUAUAACAGAAAGUGUAUAACGUGAGUGGUAGUGGUGUAUCUGUGUGUGUGCGGUGAUACGAAGCGUCUACUCUAGGAAGUGAUCCUGCACAGCACGCGUUUAGGUUGGAAUCCGAGCAGGAUUCUUGGGUUGUUGAAGAGAUCGUGCUAAAACUAGAACGUACACGGGAGCGUACGUAACCCAGCCGCAAGAUAGUUGCCAACAGUCAGCAGUUAUAUAUGAUGACGAUGGACGUCACGAAGCCGGAGCUUCCCCCGGCUGCGGCUGGUAUGGGUGGAGGUGGUGGUAAUACCGGCAGCAUGUCACUCGGUGGACUCGUCCCAACCGGUCCCCAGCAGCAGCAGCAGCAACAACAACAACAACAACAGUCCCAGCAGCCACAGUCUCAGCAACAAUCCAACCAAUCCGUCGUGGGUGGCGGACCGGUAGGUGGCGGCGGUGGUGGUGGUGGGCCACCCCACCCUCAGCAGCAGCUCUGUGCGGGGUGUGGCAAGCACAUCCAGGAUCGGUUCCUGCUCCGUGCACUCGAUCUGCUGUGGCACGAGGAUUGCCUCAAGUGUGGCUGCUGCGACUGCCGGCUCGGCGAGGUGGGCUCCACGCUCUACACCAAGGGUAACCUGAUGCUGUGCAAGCGUGACUACCUGCGACUGUUCGGCAACACGGGCUUCUGUGCCGCGUGCAACAAGGUAAUUCCGGCGUUCGAGAUGGUGAUGCGUGCCCGGAACAACGUCUACCAUCUGGAGUGCUUCGCUUGUCAGCAGUGUAACCAUCGGUUCUGCGUCGGCGACAAGUUCUACCUGUGCGAGAAUAAGAUCCUGUGCGAGUACGACUACGAGGAGCGGCUAGUGUUCGCGUCGAUGGCCAACCAUCCGAUGCUGAAGCGGCAGAUCUCGCAGGGUGGCGGCGGCGGACCUGUAAUGCAAAAUGGCCAUGGUGGUGGUGGCGGCGGCGGCGGCGGUGGUGCUGGUGGCGGUAAUGGUGGACCACCGAUGCAAGGACAGGGCAUGGUGGGUGGCGGAGGAGGAGGUGGUGGAGGAGGUAUGCCAUCGCCACAGCAGAACGGGCCGGCCAAUGGGAAUCUGAUGGGGCUGGUCGGCCAGCGCAACGCGGGAGCAGGUGGUGGCGGUGCUGGAACGGGCGGUGGAGGAGGUGGUGGCGGGGCUGGAGGUGGACCCGGGGUUGGUGGUGGUGGUGGCGAUCACAACAACAACAGCAGCAGCCUGUCCGCCGCACUUGCGGGCGGGCCGUCGCCGUUCGGUACGCCGGCCCAUAUCAAGGCGGCCCUCAGCACGGCCAGCUAAAUGAUGGUUCCUUAACGUAAGAGCGCACAGUGAGGUUGAAGGAGUUGAAGAAGGGAGAGAAUGAUAAUGAAAGAGAGCGAAGGAGAGAGAGGGAUGAAAUGAGAUGUGUGGAUGGUGAAAUAAGUAAGUUUUCAGUUGUUUAAGUUGCGUUUUAUAGUUUUUGUGAAAUGUAUGGGAUUUGGGUUGACGAGACGUCUAGAAUAAUGUUCAAGAAGCUCCCUCCUUACGUUGACAUCAAAAUAGGCUCGUUGCAUUGGAUAUGUCUUACAUGGCUAACAUUUUCUAAUAAUUUCAUUUUCUUACUAGGAAGCAAAAAAGAUUUCAAGCUUCAAGCCAAAAUUCCAUUUAUCUACAACGUAAUGAGUACUCCAAUCACAUGCAUACACUCACAUGUUCUCUUGAUCUACUCUCCCUUCGAUGGCUUUCUGGUUUCUUCCAAAAAAACUCCUAUUACCAACGAUCGGCAGCCAUCACUAGGUUAGUAGGAUGAAUUUGUGCCAAACUCCGCAAAAGUUCCAUUUGCCGAUUCGGGGGAAAAAAGGAAGAGCUCGAAAGUAUGAAGGUAACGCGUGGUAAUAGUAGUAAGUAGUCUCGGAACCAUCGGUGCGGAAGUUGGACGAAAGUUUUUGUUUUCUUCUGCGCUGUAUUUUCUAUUGUUUGAAUUUAUGUCAUUUUUUUGUUUCGUUUAUUUACUUAAAAAAAGAAAAAAAAUGUGUGAAUUCGAACUCCUUCUUGUUAACUAAUUAGUAACGUGGGUCGAGGCUUUAGUUAAGAUAUCGAUUUUCUGCCCGGCAAGAUUUUUCCGUUUUCCCUUAGCUCCCUCCAACGCUCUGCUGGCUGGCCGCGUCUCUAGCUCGUGUAAAUAUUAGGCUAUAUGUUACGAUUAAACGAAUUGUUUGUUAUGAAAUUGAUUUGCAACGAAUGCUGGCCAACUAGCGGUGGGAGGAGGGGAGUGUGGGACGAAAUGAGAGGGGGGGAAAUUGCCACGAGAAAAUUAUUACAUUGUGACUGAUACACACAUACCAGUACAACGUCCAAGCGGUGCGCGUGCUGUGUUCGUCGCCAGUAGUAGCAGAAGCUACGAACAGAAAUGGUGCCGUGACCAGGAUUUCCUCUAUAACUUCCUUUCGUUGCUUGUCGAGCAGCUAGUGUUACAUGUAAUUUUCAUCUUGUUUUUGAACCUUUUUCUUCCAUUGAGUCCCCACUUGUUCGAUGUUAUUUAAUUUUUCAUUCCGGUUGACAUACACACCCACACUUAAAAACUUUUUGGUAACAAAAUUACGAAUUAACAAGCAAACUCUCUACUGAAGCUGUACAGUGCGGAGUGCUCAGUGUGGGAAUCAAAUUGCCGAGUGGGGGAAGGGAUACAUUUUGGAGCAAAAAAAACUGAAAACGAAAGACUCUGCUAUAAUGAAGCAAAUACGAAGUGCGUAAGAUGGUGGAGAAAGUGUUGAAAUAAAAUACGAAAAACAAAAACAAUGAUUGAAAAAACAAAAAUCAAAUGUCUAAAAAACUUAAUGGCCCAUGUUUAAUCAAAUAGUGAACGGUGAAAACACAAAACGAACUCGCACACGAUGUGUAACAUUCAGUUUGCUGAAUGUGUAACAUUCAGUUUGCUGAAUCCGGAGGCAAACGAAUCGA